This is a messenger RNA of Drosophila obscura, 4093 nucleotides long. It is a transcript of the gene tkv, whose product is annotated as bone morphogenetic protein receptor type-1B. Lineage: Eukaryota; Metazoa; Arthropoda; Insecta; Diptera; Drosophilidae. The record is from RefSeq and is a predicted model, not a curated record. Bases 1248 to 2777 code for a protein of 509 amino acids. The transcript has 3 exons. Gene Ontology annotation, cellular component: signaling receptor complex; plasma membrane. Gene Ontology annotation, molecular function: transforming growth factor beta receptor activity, type I; ATP binding; SMAD binding. Gene Ontology annotation, biological process: BMP signaling pathway; dorsal/ventral pattern formation; cellular response to growth factor stimulus.
GUGUUUCACAUUUGCGUGCGUUUGGCUAGAAAAUUCGUGAGAUCUUUGUAACCCAUCCCCGUUGAUAAAAUCACACAAAAAUAACGAAAAUAUAUUAUAAAAAAAAUAAUAAUAUAUAGUUUAUAGUUCUACCUGUUGCACAUUCAGUAUCUGAUGUGUUAUGUGGUGCGCGUUUUGUGACGUAUUCGUCUCUGGUGUUUACCUACGCUUCGUGUCCGAACAACACACUCGAGGUUGUAUAAAUACACACACAUGUUUACGGAUAAUAUUAUUAACUAAAUAAUACAAAAGAAAAUGUGUCUCAAUCAAAUCAGUUUCAACUAAAAAAUAAUCAACAACAGAACAUAAGAAUAUAUCUAUGAAAAAGAGAAAUAAUAGUGUUUAUUUUGUGCUAGUGCUGAUCGAUUAAAAUCAAACCAAAAUAGUGCCAAACGUUCUUUGAGAUCCAGUACAAAAUAAUAAUAACAACAGAGAGAAAGAGAGAGAGAAACAAAAAGGAUUGAGGAUUGAAUUUCACCUGAUUUGUAUUGCCACCUUUCGUAUAUAAUUAUAAUCAACGUGAUCACGCGCUCACACCACACCACACACACACAAACAAACACACAAGAGGAUACAACAACAACAGCAACAACAACGCUUCCAACACCAGAUCCAGCAACAACAACAGCAACAGCAACAAAAGCUUCUUGCAUCCGUUCCGCCCUGCCUACAAGGAUCAAGUUUGGCAGAACCCAUAAUUCUGCGUCUGCUUCUUCUACAUUGGGCUCCAUGGUGUCGCCGGCUUGACCGACGCCGUCGUCAUAGCCCCGCCAGCCCCCCUCUCGGCUGCCAGCUCCUGUCGCCGUCCCCCCAACGAGGCGCUAUAAACAAAACCCAAAAGAAGAGAGCAUACGAAUCCAGUUCUUUGGCGCACACAGAUACUCCGUGGAGCCAGAGAAAGAGCGAGAGAGAGGGAGAGAGAGAGAGAGAGAUUGGAUCCCCCUUCCUGUGAUCCACGAUCUCGUGUGCUUUUGUUUUGCUUUUGUUGCGCGCUGCUUCGCGUUUAUUGUUUUGUUGCACAGCCCAGAAGAGUGAAGAGUGAAGAGGAGUGGAGUGGAGUGGAGUAUAGAGAAGAGAAGAGUGUGUGCAAAGGAAGAGACUCUGUGAAAGGAGAGGAAGAAGAACACAACCACAACACCAACAAAGUUGCAUUGCAGCCGCCUGCCUGCCGCUGCACCCCGCCCCACCCCGUACAACAAUCAUCAGACAUGGCGCCGAAAUCCAGAAAGAAGAAGGCUCAUGCCCGCUCCCUGACCUGCUACUGCGAUGGCAGUUGUCCGGGCAAUGUCAGCAAUGGCACCUGCGAGACGCGACCCGGCGGCAGCUGCUUCAGUGCCGUCCAGGAGCUGUACGAUGAGACGACUGGCAUGUACGAGGAGGAGCGCACAUACGGCUGCAUGCCACCCGAAGACAAUGGCGGCCUACUCAUGUGUAAAGUGGCCGCUGUACCGCACCUGCAUGGCAAGAACAUCGUGUGCUGCGACAAAGAGGACCUUUGCAAUCGCGACCUGCAUCCCACAUUCACGCCCAAGAUGACAACGCCAGCACCGGAGCUGCCGGUGAGCAGCGAGUCCGUGCAUACGCUGGCCCUGUGCGCCUCCAUCAUCGUGUGCCUGUCCGUGUUCAUGCUGAUCGUGGCCACCCUCUGCCUGACGUACAAGCGGCGGGAGAAGCUGCGCAAGCAGCCCCGCCUGAUCAACUCCAUGUACAACUCGCAGCUGUCGCCGCUGUCGCAGCUGGUGGAGCAGAGCUCGGGCUCCGGCUCGGGUCUGCCGCUGCUGGUGCAACGGACCAUCGCCAAGCAGAUCCAGAUGGUGCGACUGGUGGGCAAGGGACGCUACGGCGAGGUGUGGCUGGCCAAGUGGCGGGACGAGCGCGUGGCCGUGAAGACCUUCUUCACCACCGAGGAGGCUUCGUGGUUCCGCGAGACGGAGAUCUACCAGACGGUGCUGAUGCGACACGAGAACAUACUCGGCUUCAUUGCCGCCGACAUCAAGGGCAACGGCAGCUGGACACAGAUGCUGCUGAUCACCGACUACCAUGAGAUGGGCAGCCUGCACGAUUACCUCUCCAUGUCGGUGAUCAAUCCGCAGAAGCUGCAGCUCCUGGCCUACUCCCUGGCCUCGGGCCUGGCCCAUCUGCACGACGAGAUCUUCGGCACGCCCGGCAAGCCGGCCAUCGCCCAUCGCGACAUCAAGAGCAAGAACAUACUGGUGAAGCGGAAUGGACAGUGCGCCAUCGCUGACUUUGGCCUGGCGGUCAAGUACAACUCGGAGCUGGAUGAGAUACACAUUGCGCAGAAUACGCGCGUCGGCACACGGCGCUACAUGGCCCCCGAGGUGCUCAGCCAGGCGCUCAAUGCCCAGCAGUUCGAGGAGUUCAAGCGGGCGGACAUGUACUCGGUGGGCCUGGUGCUGUGGGAGAUGGCACGGCGCUGCUAUACACCCAUUUCGGGCACCAAGACGACAACCUGCGAGGAUUAUGCACUGCCCUAUCACGAUGUGGUGCCAUCGGAUCCCACCUUCGAGGACAUGCACGCCGUUGUGUGUGUGAAGGGUUUCCGGCCGCCCAUACCACUGCGCUGGCAGGAGGACGAUGUCCUGGCCACCAUCUCCAAGAUAAUGCUGGAGUGCUGGCAUCCCAAUCCCACAGUGCGACUGACCGCACUGCGCGUCAAGAAGACGCUGGGACGGCUCGAGGCGGACUGCCUCAUCGAUGUGCCCAUGAAGAUUGUCUAGGCCUGUGCUUUGCACCCACCCCCCCCCCCCAAGUACAUAUAUAUUAAAUAUGUUUUGUAGUCUCGUUCUAGGUUUGACCUAAGUUGCAUUUAGUUUCCUUCUGUUUUUCCCUGUUUCAAUUUCAAACGACAGAAAAGUCUUGUGCCCGGGAACUUUCUAGUUAUAAAGUUUUGUUUCUUAGAUCUAAGUUUGUCGCUGGUACUUGAGGGGUUCCCCUUUUCAGAGGUGCCUAUACUACGGUUGCUUAAAAGGGCCGCGCACUGAUUGUAAGCUAGAAAUUGUAGCAAUUUAAUUUAAUUUAAUUUAAGGUUCAUCUACAUCUAGAUCGUCUUUUGUUGUCAAAUAAGUGCCCAUGCAAAAUCUUUGGUUAGAAAAAUGCUUUAACUAUUUGAGAAAUAUUAUAUGCACACACACAAACACACAUACAAAUGUAUGUAGAUAUAUUUUGAAUAUGAGAAGAACAAAAAAAAAAAACUAUCGAAAUUCGAAAUUUACAUGUAAAAUAAUAACCGCAGUAGCGGUUUAGUUAUUGUGUGCCAGCUUUUUGUACCGAACUGAUCGGAACAAUUGAGGUAAUACAGCAUAUAAACAUGCAUCAUAUAUGUAUGUGCUACUUGUAUGUAUGUUCUGUUUUGUAUUCUAAUGUUUAAGUUAAGUCUUAGCCGCAUUGUGCAAAAGAUACUAAAAUGCUGCCUUAUGUAAAAUCCACAGAAUUAGUUGCCUUAAGACAGAGUGUAAAGACAGAAGCCAGGGAGCUAGACUUUUUACCCCCGCCACCCUCCAUUUACAUACACAUAAAUAUAUUUAUAUAUAUAUAUAUAUAUACACUAUAUAGCGAUCGUGAGUCCUGGUUCUUUUGUUUUUGUUUUGUGUAAAUAUGGCAAAGAUGUUUAUAGGCCGCUAAUCAUACAUAUACAUACACAUAUGGUAUAUACAUAUAUAUUAUAUAUUAUCGUUAUAAGCGAUGCUGUAAAUACUUAUAUGCGAGUAGUAUCUCUAACUGUUUAACUUAUGUAUGCCUUAUCGAGUAAUCCUUUUGUUUAAGCUACAACUAGACACUAAACGCUAUAUCCCAUAGGAGCAGUUCGUAAGCUAUAUAUAUACACAUAUAUAUAUAGAUAUAGAUGUAUACCGACCGAUUAUGGAUGUGUAAUGCGAUAUUUCAGUUUUGAGUUUUCAAUUUUCAAUUUUCAAUUUUCAGUUUUGAUUUUUCAUUUUUUGUUUGUUUUUGUUUUGUUGAGUAUUGCGCAUAGACCUAAACAAGAACUAAAGUUUUGUACGAAAGCGUUUAGUUAAUUUAUUUAAAAAUAAUAAAA